Achroia grisella is the source of this 5736-nucleotide messenger RNA. RefSeq names its product histone deacetylase 6 (gene HDAC6). Bases 249 to 3575 code for a protein of 1108 amino acids. Gene Ontology annotation, biological process: chromatin organization. Lineage: Eukaryota; Metazoa; Arthropoda; Insecta; Lepidoptera; Pyralidae. The transcript has 19 exons. The record is from RefSeq and is a predicted model, not a curated record. Gene Ontology annotation, cellular component: histone deacetylase complex. Gene Ontology annotation, molecular function: zinc ion binding; histone deacetylase activity.
GUCAAUCUGACCAAAUUGUCAUUUUCAGUGUUAUUUAAUUAAUAUUUUGAUUUUCAAAUUAUCAAAUAAAUCAAAUUGAAUCUCAAUGGCAACAGUGAAAUAAUUAACCAGUUUUAUUUGUGUCUACGACCUGCAAUAACCACAACAAAUAAUGGUUAUGUUAUAAUUUGUGGUAUGACUAUGUAAUGCAUAAAUUAUGGUAAAUAAAAAUUUGUUGUGAAACAAAGCGUCAUUUAUUUAAACUAAUAAUGUCUACCCCACCUCCAUUGCAAACACGCCGCUCAUCAGGCGACAGUAAAAAAACAACCCCACCGACUUCCAGUAUUGUUACUAGAAAUGGUGCCCGGAAAGCCAAAAUCCAAACCCGUGCCAUGUCCGCUGGUGCCAAGCCAUCAGCCGCGGUUCUCGCUGGCAAGAAGAAGGCACAACAAAAAAAGAAACAAACUGUAUACUCUCUCAUCAAGGAUCAUUACCAAAUUGCCAUGGAGUCCAAAACGAAAGUCAGGGGUCCAACGGGUUUCGUGACGGAACCCCGUAUGGCAGAGCAUCGGUGUCUUUGGGAUGACAAGUACCCAGAGUGUCCAGAGAGAUUGAUUGGUGUUAUUGACAGAUGCCGUGAACUGAAUUUAAUUGAGCAAUGUGUGGAGUUCGAGCCCCGGGCAGCUACUAAAGAAGAGUUGAAUGUUCUACACUCACCAUCCGUUUAUGACAUGCUGGAGACAACACACAACAACAACGAUCUCGAAUACCUCGAAGAUGUAUCAUCUAAAUAUGAUGCCAUAUAUAUACACCCUAGUACCCACGAGCUGGCGCUUCUAUCAGCCGGCUCGACCAUAGAUAUGGUUGAUCGCAUAGUAUCAGGCGAGGUACAGAACGGCGCAGCUAUGGUCCGGCCGCCCGGGCACCAUGCUAUGCGCGCAGAGCCUUGCGGGUACUGCUUCUACAACAAUGUCGCGCUUGCCGCCAAGCAUGCCAUAGACAAGCGAGGACUCAAAAGGAUAUUAAUAGUGGAUUGGGAUGUACAUCACGGUCAGGCCACCCAGCAGAUGUUUUACGACGAUCCCAGAGUGGUAUAUUUCUCCAUACACCGAUAUGAGCACGGGUCCUUCUGGCCCAACCUACGGCAUUCGAACUUCAACUACAUCGGCACCGGAGCAGGAAAGGGGUAUAAUUUCAACGUACCACUGAACAAAACGGGUAUGAAGGACGCGGACUACCUUGCUAUUUGGCACCAGUUGCUGUUGCCAAUGGCUUUAGAGUAUCAACCGGAACUCAUACUCAUAUCCGCCGGGUACGACGCUGCGAUCGGCUGCCCAGAGGGGGAGAUGGAGGUGACGUCAGCGUGCUACGCGGCACUGACGCACCAGCUGGCGGGCGUGUGCAGCCGCGUGUGCGCGGUGCUGGAGGGCGGGUACUGCGUGCCGUCGCUGGCCGACGGCGCCGCCCUCACGCUGCGCACGCUGCUCGGCCUCCCGCCGCCGCCCAUGCAGGCCCUCACCGAACCCUCAGACGAAAUCCGAGAGACAAUACUGAAUUGUAUAUAUGUACAAAAGCCAUACUGGCAGUGUUUUAACUACCAGCCAACGUACAGCAUCGACACGUCGAUACCGAACGUGUGUGAUGGAGAGAAACAGAAACAUACGGUGUCCGUGAGGUGGGAAGGAGACGAGACGAGACCUGAUAAGUUCGCUACGAGGGACUGCUAUCCAUUACAGGACGACGCCACAAAGAAACGAAACGCUGAAAGAUUAAAUCAUUUAAGAUUAGUGACGGAUCUUUCAAUACCAUCAUACCCAGUGGGUUAUAUAUACGACGAGGCGAUGCUGAAACAUAAAAAUAUAUGCGAGCCCGGACACGUGGAGUGUCCGGAGCGCAUCAUGCGUAUCCACGAGCGGCACCGCAACUACGGGCUGCUGUCACGUGUUCACCAGCUGCAGGGACGCCGCGCUACCGACGAGGAAAUACUCGCCGUGCACACUGAGAAACAUCUCGACAGAUUAAAAGACUUAGCUACAACGAAGCUUAGAGAUCUGAAUACUCAGAAGGACGAUUUUGACUCGGUCUACUUCCAUCCAGACUCAUUGGAAAGUGCAGCCGUGGCCACGGGCUGCGUUUUAGAGAUGGUGGACGCGGUGGUGUGCGGCGCGGCGGGGAGCGGGUCGUGCGUGGUGCGGCCGCCCGGGCACCACGCGGCGGGCGGCGCGCCGCGCGGGUUCUGCCUCCUCAACAGCGCCGCCGCCGCCGCCGCCCGCGCGCUGCGCCGCCACGCGCUCUCCAGGGUGCUGCUCCUCGACUGGGACGUGCACCACGGCGACGGCACGCAGCGCCUCACCUACCACGACCGCAGGAUACUAUACAUGUCAAUACACCGGUACGACGGCGGCUCGUUCUUCCCCCACUCUAAAGAGGCUGACUACACGGCAGUGGGCGAGGGGCACGGGGAGGGGUACAACGUCAACAUACCCUGGAACAAGCGCGGGAUGGGUGACCCGGAAUAUAUGGCAGCGUUCACACAAGUGGUGCUGCCAAUCGCGUACGAAUACAACCCACAGCUGGUCAUCGUGUCCGCCGGCUUCGAUGCAUGCGUCAGCGAUCCACUUGGAGGUUGCAACGUGUCGCCUGAAUGCUUCGGCAGAAUGACGCACUUCCUCCGUGGUUUGGCCGGUGGCCGCGUCAUACUUUGCCUUGAGGGUGGUUACAAUGUCACCAGCAUCUCGUACGCUAUGACUAUGUGCACCAAAGCCCUCCUCGGUGACCCGAUCCUCCAAAAUUAUGAAAACAAACAGACCCCGCAUUGGUCAGCCAUAGAAACCAUAAACAAUGUUAUCAAAACACAAAAGAAAUACUGGAAAAAUCUUAAAUUCCAAAUAGCUUUACCCGCGGAGAAUGUUCUAGAAGAACCAUUACCAUCUAGAGGAUUGGUUGUAUCUGAUGAACAUAACAGUACAAAUGAUAAAGUAGAAGUAUCACUAUCCAGCACCAUAGAGAGUCAAUCGGAUCGUUCAUUAGAAAUCAAUAUGGCGAAUUUGAGCAUAGACAAACCGAAGUGCGCGGAUGGUAUUCACUGUGGUACAGAUGAUGAAGAGGACAAACCAGAGAGUUCUAGUGAUAGAAAAGAAAAUAAAUCCGAAGGAAGUACAAGCACAAAUGCUGGGAAUACAUUAGUCGAUUACUUAGCUGAGAAUAUGCAAGCUUUAGUUGACGGCGAGAUGUUUGCAGUGGUUCCUUUAACUUGGUGUCCCCACUUAGAGUCACUAUAUGCGAUACCGAAUGAUGUGAAGUUUGAACAGGGAGUCAAAUGUGUUGACUGCGAGGAGACGGCGGAAAAUUGGGUGUGUCUACACUGUUAUGUGACGGCGUGCGGGCGCAGUAUCCGCGGUCAUAUGCAGGCUCACUACGCCAGCACGCAGCACGCACUCGUGCUGUCGCUGCUGGAUCUGUCAGUUUGGUGCAACACUUGUUCGGCAUACGUCGACAACGCUCUACUCUACGACGCCCGGAACAACGCCCACCGCUGUAAAUUCGCGGAGGAUAUGCCUUGGUGCUACAACACUGAUACCAUACAAAUGACCUAGUAUCUCCCUCUCUUUCUCACUAUAUAUCUCCUUCUGUCACUCGCAGUGAGCUAACACAGUGUAAGUCUACAUAGAGCAAGAAAAUAUUCAAGAGACGUACAUACGACUAAAAGUGAGGCGGCAUGCUUAAGAAAAUAAUUGCAAUUGUAUUACACACACAUUUGUAUUUAUCGAAAAGGUGUUGCCAGAGUUGAAAUAAAUCACUUAGAAAUAUUAAUCUAAUAAUUAAUUUAAAACAUUGCUCUUUUAUUUAUUUACAUAAGAGUUUAUUGAAUAAAUAUACUACAUAUAAAAAAAACGGUAACCGAUUAAAAAAAUUAACACCUUAAUUUUUAGAACAUUAGCUUUACUUUAGUUGUAUGUUACCCUUUGAUUUUUUUCUUUCUCAUAAAAUCUCAUAUUUUAUUGAUCUGUGAAUAGUUAAUAGAGAUAGCACAGUCUUAAAAUCUAAUUUGACUUAGAAUCAUUAAUAGAAAUAAAUGAUAGAAAAGCAGUCAAUGCUGACAUUUAAGAAAUUACUCUAUGGUGCUAUAGAAGAUUCUAGUUAUUAAACUGUUAAUAGAUCCAGUAUUCCAACUUACUAAAACAUUGUUGUGCAAUCUUUAUACUUUAAAAAAUUGGUUCGCUUGUAGUGACGUUUCUUGAGAAUAUAAAGUUUACAACUAACUGUGGGUAAUGUGAAUAAUCACUGUCAAAUCAAAAUAAUAACCACCCAAGCGGGCCAAGUUAAUAUUAUUUCUGUGUUAUUAGCACAAAGCACAAAUGUAAAAUCAGUUUAGCACAUUAAUUAAUCACAUUAAACACGUUCUUUAAUAAUUAAUCAUAUACUUACUUACUGUAAGAAUUCAAGUAACUAAUAUAAAGUAUGACGACUAAAUGUGAAAUAGAAUAAACAAUAAUUUUGAUAACAGUAUCAGGCUCCAAGGACCUUAUAUAUUUUUUUUAUUUUAUUUUUUAAUAUAAUGAUUCUAACUUAUGUUUUUUUUACAAAAGGGUUUUUGUAAUAUUCUCUAUCAUUCCAAUCGAUAAUUAGAUAUGAAAAUAUUCGAAUUUAGUGCAGAGUCACAAAAUAAAUACUACCUAUAAAAUUUAGUACAACUAAAAGCCAUUUUGCGCACUUAUUACAUUUGCACUUUAGUUAUCUAUAAGUACACACAGCCAUAAUAAUAUGAUACAUCUAUUGUACAUUCAGUGGCGAAGUGCAAUACAUUAUAUGUCGUUAUUUUAACGGUUCGCUAAAGUCAUUUUUACAUUUCGCCUCGUACGUGUUUUCUAGUUUGAGUGUACCUACUAAUAACUGUAUAUUCUAUGUAAAUACUCAUGUAUACAUUGUGUAUAUUUAUUUAUUUUAUAUAUUUAAUAAGAUUUUUUUAAAUAUUGUUUUACUAAUAAAUAUGAAUGUCAUACAAAAUUGAUUUUGGUUAUAAUGAUAAAUAAUUAUGUAUGUCUCCAUGCCAUGUUUUUAAGGAGAAUAAAUAAAUAUAUUGUACUUUUCAUAAAGUAUAUAUGUAUGGAAAUUUGCUUGACAAUAAAUCAGUAAAAUAUUCAUAAUGUGGUAUUGUGAUGUAAAAAAGGACAUUAAAUCUAUAAUUUCAGUAAUUCCUGUAUUAUCUGACAUUUUAUUUAUUAUUUUUUAACUAUUACCUAGCGCGCUUGUUUAGAAAUAAAGUAACUCACUUAGGGUUUCCUAGAACUAUUUUUUUUAAUGUAUUGUCAUGGUUUUUCUAAUUAAUACAUACAAUAUAAUAUUUCUAAAUACAUAAAACAAUUUUGAUGAUUCAGACUUAACUUUUUUUAUAUGUAAGGAGGUUUAAAUUAUUUAAUUAGAAUGCACUCUAGUCUGAGAUUAUUGUAUGGAUUUAUACGCCAUACUGUUUUCAAAUCUUAUUACCAAGUCGAGUGUUCAACCGCAACUACAGUUUAUGAACGACACCACAUUUCGUCUUCAUAAUAUGCUGUAUUAUGUAACACUGUUUUAAUAGUUUAUUAUAAUAUAAUAAAUAUAAAACUGUAGUACUGCAUGAACCAUACAAACCUAUUUGUUUAGUUCGUAACUGCAACCGUGUGUAGAUCGUUCGUGUACAAUUUCAGAAACAUUCAAUUUCAAUCUGUUUCAAGUAAGCAAUUAUUAUUAGUAAGCAAUUGCAACGUUUCAUAGUCA